Mycena citricolor is the source of this 333-nucleotide messenger RNA. The record is from the annotation of a GenBank genome assembly. Lineage: Eukaryota; Fungi; Basidiomycota; Agaricomycetes; Agaricales; Mycenaceae.
AUGUGUGAGAAGGUGUGUGAUGACGCGCUGGUGGCUGUCCGCGAGGCUGUCAUAGAAUGGGUGAACAGUGUCUUUGAGGCCGCAUUCAUGCGCAGUUUCAAAGGUCCGGUGCCUGAUAAGCUGUUCAUACAGAGAGAUGGUUGCAUGCGCCUUGCCUUCCAGGUCAUGCUUGACUUCUUCAAUCCGAAUGGGACACAGAAAUGUGGAAACCACAAUUCCAUCAGGAUCUUGGCCGUUGUCAACCUCAACCUGCAUGAGGACAUCUGUUAUUGCCCCAAAUACAUGUGGCUCAGUAUCCAGUAUCAUACUUGGUCCAGAGGAACCCAACCCUGA